UGGUCACCAAGGGUUGCAGUCGUAGAUGGCUCAUGGCCUAUGGUGUAGGCCUACUCCUCCUGCUGCGCCUCCAACAAUACUGGCUCCAUGUGAGGGAGGCUGAGGCUGGUAAGGAGGAAGACACAGUACACUUUCACAAGGUUGUGGAUGUCCAUGGCUCUCGUGUGCUGGCCUACACAAUACAAGAAGGAUGUCGUGACAAAGGUGUCGUCUAUAUUCCCGGCUACGAGGCAACCAACACAAGUGUGACAAUACGAUUCUUGAGUAACUUGUGCAGUUUGUACCACUUGUCUUUUCUAAGGUAUGAUCCCACACACGUGGGAUACAGCAAAAUAAUCUGGCGUCCGAGGCAGAUGAAAAAUACCUUACAGAUAUGGAUGGACGAUGCUCUUGAAAUGUUAAACAAGACUAGGGGGCCACAGAUCAUCAUUGGUCACUCACUUGGGGCAUGGAUCGCGCUUCAGUUGGCGCUAAAACAUCCUGAUAAAGUGGCUGGCUUGUUACUCUUGGGACCUAUGUACAAUGUUUUUGAAGCAAUUGACGACUUGCCCAAUGGUACGGAAGAUCUGGAAGAGACAGUGCAGACGUUGGACGGAGACGAAGACACUAUCGAGGAGACAUGGCAGUACCUCAUCCCAACGGCACCAUCUUCGUUAAAGAUUUUCUCCAAAGUAUACAUCAUUCAUUGGGAAUCUGAUGAGGUACCAUACCAAUUUUCUGAUAUGUUGCUCACUUCACUAGCAUCCAAGGAUAAGCAUCUCAACAUCUUAACAUCUGCCAAUCAUUAUCUCCAAGAUCUGACCUCCCUCUGUGAAAUAGGAACCACUCUCUUGAGUAUGAUAUAGCUUCUUUGGAGCAUUAUGAUAAUAUAAAUAGAAAGGCCUAAUGAUUCUUUACUUUUUAUGCAUAUUGUAGUACUGUACCAAAACUAACAACAUGAGGGAUAGUGAGUUUAUAAUGACCUCUACUCUCAUCUAAUAGUAUCAGUAAUAUGUACUACUACUGUGUAGAUGUUUUCCUUAGUUGAUAUAAAGGAAUAGUCUCUCAAGUUGCAUUUGAACUUACUUUCUGCUAUUUUGCUUAUUGGAGAGAAAAGGCACUUUUUUCAGAAAUUACAGGGUACAAAAAGAACAACUGCAUUUCACUUUGAUUUUGUUUAGUUAAGCACCAUAUUCUGUAUACAAAUGGAAUCAAAUAUAAUUUACCAAAUAUUUCAACUUUGGAUUCAGAUAGACUGCAAUAAUAUUGUUGUUAAAUUAACUACUGGUAUCAACAAUGGCAAUCAAUGUAUCUAUCCAUUAUGGUAUUUGUAAACAAAUUUGCAGAUAUUAUGGAGAUAGAAAACAAAUGUUUUCUUACAUUUUGAUCGUCAAGUGUC
Messenger RNA from Procambarus clarkii (red swamp crayfish), 1378 nucleotides. NCBI's taxonomy places the organism in Eukaryota, Metazoa, Arthropoda, Malacostraca, Decapoda, Cambaridae. The record is from RefSeq and is a predicted model, not a curated record.